Oncorhynchus tshawytscha (Chinook salmon) is the source of this 2571-nucleotide messenger RNA. RefSeq names its product zinc finger and BTB domain containing 7B (gene zbtb7b). Gene Ontology annotation, biological process: regulation of transcription by RNA polymerase II; positive regulation of gene expression. The coding region runs from base 704 to 2410 and encodes 568 amino acids. The record is from RefSeq and is a predicted model, not a curated record. Lineage: Eukaryota; Metazoa; Chordata; Actinopteri; Salmoniformes; Salmonidae. The transcript is spliced from 4 exons. Gene Ontology annotation, molecular function: RNA polymerase II cis-regulatory region sequence-specific DNA binding; protein binding; DNA-binding transcription factor activity, RNA polymerase II-specific.
UCUGUGCCCACCUCUUAGCCCCGAUGUGAUCCCUCACAGACCUUCAACCUGCCCCGCGAGUCUCUAUAACAACAUGCCCACCUCGGCCCUUCUUCCCUCCCACCUCGCUACGACAGACACUUCCUCUGGCCUAUCGCACCGUGGCCGACCCCUGUGCCCUGCCCACCCCAGCGGUCCCUCUCCAGCCCCGCCAGAGCCAAUCCGCGGCGGGGUGUAAAGUAGGGCAAGCCGCUUCCUGGUUCAAGGAGGAGCUGCCUGGAGUUGGAAUGGGCCAGCGGAGUCAGAGAGGGGGGAGAACAGCCCAGCAAGCCGGCGGUCUGCAAAGAGAGAGCCGAGGCAGGGGGAUAUAAACGCCGGCAGAGAGUCAAGAAGAAGCUGAUAUUACAGAGAACUCCCGGGCAAUACGUGGUUCGUCAGAGGGACUGGUGUGAGAAUUUGGACAGUGCCGAGAGAGCGGUGACCCCCGGAGAGCGACGAGGGGGGGAGAGAGGCUGGUGGGAGUGAAUCCAGGAAGUACAGAAGCCGGUCAGGUGGGACGCGACGAGAUAACAUAGGUGACACCGGCGCACAGCUUUGUAUCCCUGGAAACCUUUUGGCUCUGCUGGAAAAGAACAGAAGCAGGAAGAAGUGGAAAAUAGAGAGGGAGGAAGAGAGCAGGGACCCAUCCUCAUCUGAGUUUAUGGACUGGAGGUAAGAGGUGGCGAUGUCUCCAGGAGAGGACGGUCUGAUCGGGAUCCCCUUCCCAGAGCACAGCAGCGAGAUCCUGUUCCGCCUCAACGCCCAGCGCAGGGCGGGGCUACUCUGUGACCUCACCCUGACCUCGCGGGGUGCUCGCUACCCUACCCACCGCUCUGUCAUGGCUGCCGUCAGCCUCUACUUCCGCGGGCUGUUUGGGGCGGAAGAGGGGGCCGAGGCAGGGGGUGAGGCGGGGGGAGGAGGAGGGUUCAGUGUGUGCCAGCUGGACUGUGUCGCGCCCGAUGCCCUGGAUGCCCUGCUGGAGUUUGCCUACACGGCCACCCUGACCAUCCGCAGCUCUGGCAUGAGAGACGUGUUGAGAGGAGCUCAGUUACUGGGGAUCCAGUGUGUGGUUGAUGCCUGUAGAGACAUACUGGGGGAGACUGCAGGGGAGGUAGAGUGGGAGACGGGGGAGGAGAGGGUACAGGCGGAGAGGGAGAGAAGGGUGGAGAGGGGGAUGAAGAAAGGCUCCCGGAGGAAGAUAGACAGACGGAGAGUCAACAAGGUGGAGUCAUCGCACCACCAGCCACUGCCUCAUCGCCCCAAUAUUAACACACACCAGCACCCCUCCACUCCUCCUCCACACCCCUCACCUGUUCAAGACGGGGCCCACUCUCAUCCCUCCACCCGACCCCCCAGCCCUGAGCAGGAUGAACACCCCCCCACCACGGGACAGAACGGGGAGCGGAAGCAGGGCAGGAAUGCAGGGAGAGGGAGUACAGCAGUCAACGGAGGGGUGCGCUGGCCUCAGGAGCGCCUCCUCGCCCCCCACCCCCCUCUUCCCCUCUCAGACGACAGGCUGUCAGAAGACGAGGAGGAGAUGGAGGGAGUGGGGAACGGUGGGGUGCCCAGCUUUACUUCAGCCCCCCUGGUAGAGCAAGAGGUGGCCACAGGGGCAGGAGGAGGGGGUAGGAAGAGGAAGUCUCAGACCCCCCAGCAGUGUCCUGUCUGUCAGAAGAUCAUCCACGGAGCAGGGAAGCUGCCCAGACACAUGAGAACACACACCGGGGAGAAACCAUUCGAGUGCUCUACCUGCGGGGUCCGCUUUACCAGGAAUGACAAGUUGAAGAUCCACAUGCGUAAACACACAGGGGAGCGCCCGUACCCUUGCCCCCACUGCCCCGCCCGCUUCCUGCAUUCCUACGACCUGAAGAACCACCUGUCUCUCCAUAGUGGGGCACGCCCCUUCGAGUGCCCGCUCUGCCACAAGGCCUUCGCCCGUGAGGACCACCUCCAGCGCCACCGCAAGGGCCUCAGCUGCCUGGAGGUCCGUACCCGGGCACGGCCGAGGCGCGGGCCUGGGGCUGACCACGGGGAAGAGGGCAGAAGGGUUAGAGGAGGAGGAAGAGGGUAUUCUCCAGACCAACUUGAGAAUCUGGACCUGCAGCCCCACGCCUCAGCAUUCCACCCCCGUGCUGGGAUGGUUGGCCUGGGGGAUGGAGCGGAGGCUGGGGCUGGGGCUGGAGGUCAAAUGGUGUUCCCGGAGGAGGCUGACGGGGAGCAAGCUAUAGCCCUCCUAGGGCCUCACAGGUUACCCUACCCUGGUCUGCUGUGGAGAGGCCUGGAGCUGGGGGUGAGAGGGGUGGAGGGGGAGGAGGCAGGCGGGGGCCACUCUCCUGCACUUCAGCAUGCAAGAUGGGAGGAGGAGGCAGAGGAGGAUGAGGAAGACGAGUGAGAAGAGAGGAUGAGUAGAGUGUGCAUGGAUGUGUAUCUGUGUGCAUGUGUUUGUGCGUGUGUGUGUGUGUGUCACCUACAGUAUGGAUGGUGAUCUCACUCAGGUGACUGGACCUGCUCCUUCUUACAAAGCGCUUAGAGAAAAACUAAAUGAUAGAGAAA